Molecule: messenger RNA, 778 nt
Organism: Caenorhabditis sp. 36 PRJEB53466
Lineage: Eukaryota; Metazoa; Nematoda; Chromadorea; Rhabditida; Rhabditidae
Source: the annotation of a GenBank genome assembly
AUGCUGACCACAAAAGCAAAAGGACGUGUGAUGUUCCCUCACCUGAAGUACGUGGUUAGCGGCUUGGAUCCAGAUGAGUACUACGUCAUGCACCUCGGUUUGGAGCGGGUUGACAAUAUCAAGUGAGUCCUACGGUACCGUCGAAUACCGUAACCCUGCUACAGAUACACAUUCACAUCCGGAAAGUGGACGGAGGGAAGUGCCGGCGAGCCGAUCCAUCCGUUCACUUGGCACGAGCACAAAGACGGAGCACGUCUGGGCUCUCACUGGAUGGGACAGACGGUCUCGUUUGCUACGCACAAGAUCACAAAUGAUCCGAGUAGCCGAGAUGCCAGUUUGAUACGUGUCCACUCUUUGCACAAGUAUCAGCCGGUGCUCCGAAUUGCGCGGGUCCACGAUCCAAUUGGAGAGGAGUUUCGAUUGAAGAUCACCGAGUUUAUGGUGGUUACACAAUAUAAUGUCAGUUCGCUUCUUCUACAAUACUUCAACUUUAUCGUUCGUUUUUCAGAGUUCGAAAGUGGCCGAUUUGAAGAAAGAGUACAACAAGUACGCGAAAGGACGUCGUGAUUCGAAUGGUGUUGCGUCGAAAAGAGGGCACAUUUCUCUUGACUCCUCUUCAUCCGGCUCCAGCUCAACUACCGUAUCUCCGGUCCGAACCGCUUGGGACCCGAUGUGGUACAGAGGAUACGGAGGAGAAUGGAACUACAACUAUGAAAUGGUUUGGCAGGCGUACCAACAGAAUCCUCAUGCUUUCAACUUUCACAAUUUCUCAAUUUAG